Molecule: messenger RNA, 1449 nt
Organism: Polyodon spathula (Mississippi paddlefish)
Lineage: Eukaryota; Metazoa; Chordata; Actinopteri; Acipenseriformes; Polyodontidae
Product: membrane progestin receptor gamma-B-like
Exons: 4
Coding region: 855-1424 (189 amino acids)
Cellular component (GO): membrane
Molecular function (GO): signaling receptor activity
Source: RefSeq, a predicted model, not a curated record
AAAUAAACCAGUUACAAUUAAUAACGCUCUCUGCAUGCCAUUGGUUAUUCCUUUAUAAAGUAAAAACCCAUGCCAAAAUGUUUCUGUCACGUUUCAUGACACGGUUUGUGAUUUGUAUUUUGUGAUUCUAUCAAGGCCGCAGUAGAGUUCAGAGUUUCCUAAUGAAGCUUUUGUUUUCUUUGGACACAGCUGCAUGAACUCAAGAAAAUCAUAAUGGAUUUUGUGAUCAAAAUGAAAGCGAUUCAGAUUUUUUUUAUUUAAUAAUGGAAAAUAAUUUUUGCUUGCAGUUUGUAAAAUUAAUUACGAAUCAAACGCUUAUUUGCAAAUGUUUACAUGUAAAAUGUGUGCUUGAUUAUACGUUGGUUUUUGGAUCCAUCUUAUUUUGAGGAUGGGACCAGGAAACCCAGAUUACACUUGAAGCUGAUUAAAUUAAAACUCAAACAUUUUCCAAUGUUUAUGCGGCCUCAUUGUCAUGCACGUACACAUCAUCUUGCAGCACUGCGGUCAAGCAGCUUAAACUCCAGGUACAGAAUGAAGCAUUAAAAAGCUUUUCAUUCAGUUUAAAGAAACAUGCCAAGGCCAUAAGCAAAGCAGCAGCGAAAAACUAAAAAGAAAGUUUAAUUUAUAAAUACUUUAUAGAACUAGUUACAUCAUGGUUUAGGUUAUUCCAAGGCAAUAAGCUGUAUAGUAUUGCAGUGAAAUACACUAUAUUACCAGGACUGCAUGCAAUUCACAUUAUUACAUUUUCUUUUGCAUGAUGAUCAUACAAAUUAUUUACUUUAUCAAAUGUGUCUAUAUCAGCAGUAACAGCACGAAAAAAGAAAAACCCUAAACCCGCCUUUGUUUUAAUAUCCAUGCUGCUGAAUUUGAUAUUACAUUCUGUGAUAACACAGCAGGAUAAUUCAAGGUUUCCAGAACUGGAAAGACCGAAGCUGAGUAAAGCCCUUCGCACGCUGGCCUUCGCAUACCCCUACAUGUUCGACAACAUUCCAUUAUUCUACAGGAUAUUCCUGUGCUCUGGAGAGGGCUGCACUGACAACGAGACGAACGCCCUGCACUACAGACACACAGCCCUCGCCUUCCUCACCUGCUUCCUCUUCACUACGCACCUCCCCGAGAGACUCGCGCCCGGGAGUUUCGACUUCUUCGGACACAGUCACCAGCUUUUCCAUAUCUGUGCAGUUCUUGGCACACAUUUCCAGAUGGAGGCUAUAAUGAUGGACAAGACGAUCCGACGUGCCUGGCUCCUGAACCACGCUCCCGCCACCACUUUCACAGGGACUGUAGCUGCUGUUCUAGCCUGUGUCGCAUUAAACCUCUGCGUGAUCCUCGCGUUCUCCUUGGCCACGUGCUGGAAACCAGACUCCAAGAAACUGAGACAAGAAAAGGCCACUACCACGCUGUAUAAUCAGAAAGCUUUAUGAAUGUUUCUUCCAAGAAAGGGACACA